UUUGGCCAGGUUUUUUCUGUUUAUACUUCUUUUUCGCUUACCGUCUUAUUUAUGCGCCAGUCUUUUGUUUAUGUAUCGUCCAUUUGUCCUCUUCUCCAUUGCGAACUGCAGUUUACACAUGACAUUAUCAUCGAUGGUCACCCAAAGUUCGGCUAUAAAAAGCCUUGUUGGCAGAUGGAGCCAAGUGCAGUCGAUUUUUGGAUUAAUCAGCGUAAUCAUCUACCCAGCAGCAGCAAUCAUGAAGUACCUUGCCCUGACCAUCUUUGUGUGCCUUGUGGCCAUCGCCUUCGUUUCUGCCGUGCCCGUGGACGAGUCCUUGAUCGGCGACAAUAUCUACCAGCCUGCCUUCGACGAUGUCCAGCGUCCCCAGGAUCCGCAGUCCCUCUUCAAGCUGAAGAAGCUGCUCAAGUUGAAGAAGCUCCUGGGUUAGGAGAAUAUUCGCAGGCCAUUUGCUUAGCACCGUUCAGAUUCUAGUCCAGCCAAUUGGGAACUUUGCCUCCCCCACUGCAUUUCGAUUUUCAACCCGUUUUGUUUAGACAAUACCAUAUGCAUAAACACACAUAUACACACACAAAAGCACAUACAUACGAGUAAAGUAUACGUAAUCGUAACUAAAAUAAAUGUUAUUUUCGUA
This is a messenger RNA of Drosophila yakuba, 634 nucleotides long. RefSeq lists its product as uncharacterized. Bases 71 to 430 code for a protein of 119 amino acids. The record is from RefSeq and is a predicted model, not a curated record. NCBI's taxonomy places the organism in Eukaryota, Metazoa, Arthropoda, Insecta, Diptera, Drosophilidae. The transcript has 2 exons.